CAGGAUAAACAACAAUCACGCAUCAUGUCUGACGCAGCAGUAAAAGCACCAGCUAAGGUGGCGAAGAAGGCCAGCAAGCCCAAGGGUCCACCAGCUCAUCCAACAUACAACGCGAUGAUCAAAAGCGCUAUCGCUGCCAAUAAGGACAAAAAGGGAUCGUCAAAAGCGGCUAUAGUCAAGUACAUCAUGGCUAGCUACAAAGUCGGAAACGACGCCAAACCUGUCAAUUCCAGGGUAAAAGUGGCCUUGAAAAACGGACUUGCCAAGAAGGACUUCGUCCAAUCCAAAGGUACGGGUGCAUCUGGAUCCUUCAAGUUGGGAGAAAAGCCAAAGACUGCUAAAGUCGCGAAGAAAGCCCAGAAGCCAGCAGCCAAGAAGGUCAAGAAGCCAAAGAAGGCAGCGACAACUCCAAAAAAGGCCGCCGCUAAGAAGCCCAAGGCAGCGAAGAAAUCCAAGUCUCCAAAGAAAGCUUCAAAAUCGCCAAAAAAGGCUAAAGCUGUCGCUAAGCCCAAGGCAAAGAAGCCUGCUGCCAAGAAAGCUGUAAAGAAGGCUGCACCAAAGAAGAAGUAAACGCUUCACACUAUCGAUGUUAUUACAUCAACCCAAAAGCCCUUUUUAGGGCUACCCAAAAUCCUCAAAAGGUCUUUCAAUCGCUCGAAUCAAACGCAUUACAUAGCAGAGAGGUUUCUUUCAUAAGAAGCCAAUGCAUUUACAUCCA
This is a messenger RNA of Mizuhopecten yessoensis (Yesso scallop), 718 nucleotides long. RefSeq names its product histone H1-like. Gene Ontology annotation, molecular function: structural constituent of chromatin; nucleosomal DNA binding; double-stranded DNA binding. Lineage: Eukaryota; Metazoa; Mollusca; Bivalvia; Pectinida; Pectinidae. The transcript has a single exon. Bases 25 to 570 code for a protein of 181 amino acids. Gene Ontology annotation, cellular component: nucleus; nucleosome. Gene Ontology annotation, biological process: negative regulation of DNA recombination; chromosome condensation; nucleosome assembly. The record is from RefSeq and is a predicted model, not a curated record.